AACAAUCACCACAUUAGAAUGAUUGCUUCUAAUUAGUUUACCAACAGUAAUAAAAUAAUGUCAAUAUUUUCGAAUAUGUGGUCCAUUUAAAGCUCCCAUGUUGGUAGAAAGUUAAACAGUUUCGUGAUAAAUAUAAUUUUGGAUGUUGCGAUGACUUGGAAGAUGGCCAAAAAACUGUUCGCUGCGAUUACCAGGAAGAAGACGUUUACAUACAAUGAAGAAACUACAAGUUUAGCAAGAGUGCUCUCCUUGGUAGAUCUGAUUGGUCUAGGUGCUGGUUCUACACUAGGUCUCGGAGUCUAUGUCCUCGCAGGAUCUGUUGCGAAAACCUACGCAGGCCCAGCAUCUUCGAUAUCGUUUUUUAUUGCAGCUAUAAUAUCGCUAUUUGGAGGAUUAUGCUAUGCAGAAUUUGCAGCUAGAGUACCAAGAACUGGAUACGCCUACGCUUACUGCUAUGCGGGAGUAGGAGAACUAGUCGCAUUCGUAGUGGGAUGGAAUUUACUUUUGGGGGCAGUAUUGGGGGCUGCCAGUGUGGCUAGCGGAAUGAGCAGUUAUAUAGACGCAUUGUUUGAGAAGAAAAUUGCUUUAACUAUUGCAAGCUGGUUUUCCAUUGAUGUGCCUUAUCUCACACACACGCCAGAUGUUCUGGCCUUAGCAAUCAUUGUACUUCUUACAAUUCUUCUAUCUGUUGGCAUGAAAGAAUCCUCUAUGUUCAAUAAUAUUUGUACUGUCUUGAAUCUACUGACGAUAUUCACUGUCAUUGUGGCAUGUGCUAUUAAAGCGGAUAUCAAAAACUGGGCAAUUUCCAAAGAAAGUAUCAAACCUGAGUACAAAGAACAAGCAGGAGGAGGAGGAUUCUUCCCGUACGGGAUUGCAGGAGUAAUAGCAGGAACACCCAAUUGCUUUUUUGGCUUCACUGGAUUCGAUGCUCCUGCCGCUUGCAGCGACGAAGCCAAAAACCCUAAAAGAAACAUUCCUCUCGCCAUUCUGAUCUCGUUGCUACUCGUUUUCGUCGUCUACUUUAGCAUUUCGACGGUCUUAACGCUGGCAUGGCCUUAUUAUCUGCAGAAUGAGAAUGCGCCAUUCCCAUACGUUUUUGAACAGUUCGGAUGGAUAGAGGUAAAAUGGAUAGUAACAAUUGGAGCCAUUUUUGCUCUAUCUUCAAGCGCUUUCGGAUCAAUGUACUUUACUCCAAGAGUGGUUUACGCCAUGGCAGAUGAUGGACUGAUCUUCAAAUUUUUAGCCAACGUUCAUCCAGUCACGAAGACUCCGUUAAUCUCGACUAUUUUAUCUGGAGUGAUUUCAGGGUUGAUGGCGACAUUUUUGGACUUAAAUGCUUUGAUGGACUUAAUGACUAUCGGUGCUUUCUUCUCUUAUGUGAUAGUCGCUGCAUCAGUUAUAGUAUUAAGGUAUGAAACCACAUCGACUGUGAUAGAGCCAGUAUCGGACCAAACGUUUGCUGUACACCCAAAAAGAAAGUACUUCGGAAGUCUAUUCAACAUCAGCAAAAACAAGAUUCCCAACAAGACAUCAUCUGCAGUGACAAACAUCAGCACGCUGUUCUUCACUAUGAUGACCUGUAUAUUCUGUGUGAUAUUUAAAAACCCUCAAUUCUUCGGCACACACAGAGCUUACUACAUCAGCUGCUCGUUCACCGCUGUGUUAAUGCUGGUAAUGGCACUUAUAAUUUUCAGACAGCCUCAAUCUAAAGAGAAGAUAUCUUUCAAGGUUCCUCUUGUGCCUUUUAUUCCCUGUUUGAGUAUAAUUUUCAAUCUGUAUAUGAUGAUGCAAUUGAGUUUAUUCACUUGGAUUGGAUUUCUAGGAUGGAUUUCUAUUGGUUGCUUGGUAUACUUCUUUUACGGAAUUAAACAUAGCGAAGAAAAUAAACACACUCCGAAAGAAACGACGCAAUGAUGACGCAAAUAAUUAUAAAAUAUGUGAAUAUAUAAAUAAACCAUGAGAUUGGAUUCUAGUCAGUAAUAUUUUCUACUUAUUAUUAAGGACUAUGUUAGCGACACAUCUUAUAACAAUGUAUAAUAUGUAUAUUUUAAACAUUUUCACAUUUAUAAUUAAAUAUAUAUACU
This is a messenger RNA of Diabrotica balteata, 2084 nucleotides long. Lineage: Eukaryota; Metazoa; Arthropoda; Insecta; Coleoptera; Chrysomelidae. The record is from the annotation of a GenBank genome assembly.